CCGGCAAUACAAUAGUAGGUCCUAUAUCAAGUUAAUGCUGUGGGUUAGCUAAUUAGCUAGCCAUGUCAACGGCGUCGUCUAGUUGCUAGGCACGACUUGAGCCCCCGUACAGGGAUAAACUAGCCCAUUACUAUCCACUGUGGUAAGCUAACCAGGAUGAAACGAAUGAGACUGCUAAGUUUGCUAAAUUUGUCUGCUUCUUCGAACCCGUCACGUUGAGACCACGGACGCUGAGCAGCUUAUCGAAGCUGGGUUGUUUGAUAAGAGGGGAAACUAAGGAUUAGCUGCGUUAUACUUUGAUUCACUUACUCGCCGUGAUUAGAAAACAUUGUUACCGUUCCUGGAUUCUGAUUGUGGUCUUCAAAACUCCUUACAAAGUCAUCAGGACAACUGGUUUUAUGAAAGGCCUGUAUGGAGAGAAUGAAAUGAAGUCAGAUAAUGUUAAGGAUAAAGACUCUAAGAUAGCCUUCCUCCAGAAAGCCAUAGAUGUCGUGAUGCUGGUGAGUGGCGAGCCCCUGGCAGCAAAGCCAGCACGCAUUGUGGCUGGCCAUGAGCCUGAGAAAACCAAUGAGCUGCUGCAGGCCAUCGCCAAGUGCUGCCUCAACAAGAUGUCCAGUGAUGAUGCAGUGAAGCGAGUACUUGCAGGAGAAAAGGUGGACAUGAAGACCAAGGCUAGCACCUCCAGGUCCCAGGACAAGGAGAAUAGGGAAGGACGUGAACGUCACCUGGAUAGAGAGGAGAAGAAAAAAAUUACAGAGCGCAGUGGGAGCCGGGACCAGAAGGACCCAGACCAGCCCAAAGAGCAGGAGAGUCGACAUAGAGAUGGGGAGAAAGAGCACCACCGGGACAGGGAACGCUCUGACAAGCACCACCGCAGUGAACAGGAGCACGGCAAAGACCGUGACAAAGACAAGAGCCGAGACCGGGAACGAGACAAGGAUAGAGACAAAGGACGAGUUAAAGAUAGGGAAAAGGAGAAAGACAGAGAGAGGGAUCGAGAAAGAGAAAAAGACAAAGAGAGGGCUAAGGAGCGGGGAAAGGCAAGAGAGAGGGAUUCCCACAGAGACCUGGAAAGAGACAAGGAAAAACGAAGAGAUAGAGACAGAGACAAAGAACGGGAGAAAGAGAGAGAGCGACACAAAGAGGGGGAAGAGAGGAACAACAGUAUAGAGAAUGCCAAUAGCAAGACCAGAGUAUCGGAGGAACCACAGCAGAAACCCAGCUCAGAAGAGCCCAGCAAAACAGCCAAACCUGUGACAGCUCCUGCAGAAGCAGUUGAAAACCAGUCUGACAGUAAAGUCAGAAUACCUCGGCCUUCAUCUGCCAAAGGGCAGAGGCGGAGACCCAAAAUUGGAGGCCAAGAUGAAUCUGACAGUGAGGGAGACGGAGAUACUCAGUUAGCCCAGAGACCUGUUGCUCAGGAAAAUGGAGAUGCUGCAGGCUCCUCAGUGCCAUCUGACAUGCAUUCAAGACGAAUAACACGGCCCAGCAGUGCUCGCCCAGCACCUCCUCGAGUCAAGAGGCAGGAGAGUUACAGUGACGUGACUUCAGCUGAGAGACUCUCUAGUGCCAAGCCCUCAGCACCUGUCAUCAUAGAUGGGAAGAAGCUGUCUGAGGACGAGGAGGAUGAAGAUGAGCAAUUUCUUGUGGAGGAGGCUGUCCCUCCACCCUCAAAUGUUCCUGAUAUGGAGGAUCCUGCACAAGAACUGGACAGUGAAGAGAAACACGGUGGCCUUGUGAAAAAGAUCCUUGAGACCAAGAAGGACUAUGAAUUGUCGCCAUCCUCCCCCAAAUCUAAAGAGCAGAACUUGGUGUCUGAAGCAGCGCGGAAGAAAGAGCGGGACAUGGUUACAAGGGAGAUUGAGCGGCUGCGCUCAUCCAUCCAGACGGUGUGCCGCAGCUCCCUGCCUUUGGGUAAGAUCAUGGACUACAUCCAGGAGGACGUGGAUGCCAUGCAGGCUGAACUGCACACCUGGCGACGGGAGAACAAGGAGCAUGCACAGGCCCUGCAGCAGGAGCAGAGAGCGACAGACCGGGCAGUGGAGCCUCUUAAAGCAGAACUAGCUGAGCUGGAGCAGCUUAUCAAGGACCAGCAGGACAGGAUUUGUGCUGUAAGGUCCAAUAUACUGAAGAAUGAAGACAAGAUCCAGAAGAUGGUGACAGGAAUCAACUUCUCUUCCAGAACCUGAAGUGAGAAACAAGGUCCACAGAGAAAAACUUCUAAAAAUGCACUGAAGACUUUUCUCCUUCAGAGUAAUGGCGAGACUAUUUUUCAAGGAGAUACUGUGGGAACAGGAGACGGACCUGAACAUAUUACCACACGACCAGGGUGGAAAAUAAACAUCAUCUGUCUGAUUUUGAUAAAUAAAAGCACCGUGGGAUGUUUUAGAGGUCUGACUCUAUUCUAACCUAAUGAAUGAUAAAAUGGAAAAAGUGGAUGGUAAAGUUGGAGAUAUACCAGCUGCUAAGACUGACAGAUAAAUAAAUGAAUAAAUAAAAUUAAUCUUCCUGCUCUGCACACUAACCUAACCCCAUCUUUUGCCCCAGUUUUGUAAUGGUGCCUGUUCACGUGGAAUGAGCCAGGGAGCUAUCAUUAGACCAAAUUAAAAAUGUG
This is a messenger RNA of Xiphias gladius (swordfish), 2614 nucleotides long. RefSeq names its product TNF receptor-associated factor 3 interacting protein 1 (gene ift54). Gene Ontology annotation, biological process: intraciliary transport; regulation of microtubule cytoskeleton organization; cilium assembly. NCBI's taxonomy places the organism in Eukaryota, Metazoa, Chordata, Actinopteri, Istiophoriformes, Xiphiidae. The record is from RefSeq and is a predicted model, not a curated record. Gene Ontology annotation, cellular component: axoneme; ciliary basal body; intraciliary transport particle B. The transcript has 16 exons. The coding region runs from base 399 to 2189 and encodes 596 amino acids. Gene Ontology annotation, molecular function: microtubule binding.